ACGGUCCAAUGGCCGUGGGGCAGGGCACGCUGAGCAAGCCGCGGCGCCCCGGUCGCGUCCCCGCCCUGUUCCCGGUCCCGGGUUCCCGAGCUGGGCCCUGCCGCCUUUAAAUGCCACCCCGGGCCGACGCACUGCGGCCCUUGCCACCGUCCUCCCUCCGCCGCCGCCGCCGCGACCUCCGCGCCGCUCGCCUCCCCUCCCUUCCCCCUCCCGGGCCGGCGGCCGCGCCAGCCUCGGGCGUGCGCGCGCGCCCGUGUGAGCGCGCGCCCGGCUCGGACCCGCGCCCGCCGCCGCGUCCCCGCCGCUCGCUGCAGGAACAUGGCGGGGUCGGUGGCCGACAGCGACGCCGUGGUGAAACUGGAUGAUGGGCACUUAAACAACUCCCUGGGUUCUCCAGUUCAAGCCGACGUGUACUUCCCACGACUGAUAGUUCCAUUCUGUGGGCACAUUAAAGGUGGCAUGCGACCAGGCAAGAAGGUAUUAGUGAUGGGCAUCGUAGACCUCAACCCAGAAAGCUUUGCUAUCAGCUUGACCUGUGGCGACUCGGAAGAUCCCCCUGCAGAUGUGGCAAUUGAACUCAAGGCUGUCUUCACAGACCGGCAGCUCCUCAGAAACUCUUGUAUCUCAGGAGAAAGGGGUGAAGAACAGUCGGCGAUCCCUUACUUCCCGUUUAUCCCAGACCAGCCAUUCAGGGUGGAGAUUCUUUGUGAGCACCCACGUUUCAGAGUAUUUGUGGAUGGACACCAACUUUUUGAUUUUUACCAUCGUAUUCAAACAUUAUCUGCAAUUGAUACCAUAAAGAUCAAUGGGGACCUCCAGAUCACCAAGCUUGGCUGAUGUUCAGAGCGCUUCUAUUUCAAAUCCGAUCAGGUGCCACAACUACAUGACUGUCUGAGAGAAGUGUCCUAGCAAAAUCUGGAGACUUAGAAAGAAAACAAAAACGAAAGGCAG
Messenger RNA from Alexandromys fortis (reed vole), 951 nucleotides. RefSeq names its product galectin like (gene Lgalsl). Lineage: Eukaryota; Metazoa; Chordata; Mammalia; Rodentia; Cricetidae. The transcript is spliced from 5 exons. The record is from RefSeq and is a predicted model, not a curated record. Bases 319 to 837 code for a protein of 172 amino acids. Gene Ontology annotation, molecular function: carbohydrate binding.